Orycteropus afer afer is the source of this 1389-nucleotide messenger RNA. RefSeq names its product lysine methyltransferase 5C (gene KMT5C). Gene Ontology annotation, molecular function: protein binding; histone H4K20 methyltransferase activity. Bases 1 to 1389 code for a protein of 462 amino acids. The record is from RefSeq and is a predicted model, not a curated record. Gene Ontology annotation, cellular component: nucleus. The transcript is spliced from 8 exons. NCBI's taxonomy places the organism in Eukaryota, Metazoa, Chordata, Mammalia, Tubulidentata, Orycteropodidae.
AUGGGGCCGGACAGAGUGACUGCCCGAGAGCUCUGCGAGAAUGACGACCUGGCCACCAGCCUGGUCCUUGACCCCUACCUCGGCUUCCGCACCCACAAGAUGAACGUCAGCCCCGUGCCCCCGCUGCGGCGACGGCACCACCUGCGCUCAGCGCUGGAGGCUUUCCUGAGGCAGCGGGACCUGGAGGCUGCGUACCGGGCCCUGACGCUGGGAGGCUGGAUGACCCACUACUUCCAGAGCCGGGGCCCGCGGCAGGAGGCUGCCCUCAAGACCCACAUCUACCGGUACCUCCGCGCCUUCCUGCCUGAAAGUGGCUUCACCAUCCUGCCCUGUACCCGCUACUCCAUGGAGACCAACGGGGCCAAGAUCGUGUCCACCCGCUCCUGGAAGAAGAACGAGAAGCUGGAGUUGCUGGUGGGCUGUGUGGCGGAGCUGCGCGAGUCCGACGAGGGGCUGCUGAGGGCCGGGGAGAACGACUUCAGCAUCAUGUACUCCACCCGCAAGCGCAGCGCCCAGCUGUGGCUCGGCCCCGCCGCCUUCAUCAACCAUGACUGCAAACCCAACUGUAAGUUUGUGCCUGCAGAUGGGAACGCGGCCUGUGUGAAGGUGCUGCGGGACAUCGAGCCGGGGGACGAGGUGACGUGCUUCUACGGCGAUGGCUUCUUCGGAGAGAAAAACGAGCACUGCGAGUGCUACACCUGCGAGAGGAAAGGCGAGGGGGCCUUCCGUCUGCGGCCCAAGGAGCCUGGACCACCCCCACCACGGGCCCUGGACAAGUACGAGCUCCGUGAGACCAAGCGGCGGCUGCAGCAAGGCCAGGCCAGUGGUGGCUGGAGGGGCCUGCGGGGCCUCCGGGCCUGCACCCACCCAUCCCCGCUGCACCGUGACCUCUUCUGUGCCGCCUGCCAGCCUCUCCCCAGCCACCCUGAUGCCAUCACACCUGUCUGGCUGCAGUGGUUGUUGCGCCCCUUGUCCCGAGCACGACCCCGAAGACGUCGCCGGCCCCGGCCCCGGAGGACCCCUGCACCCCCACUGCUACCCGCUGUCCGCAUCGCCCUGCACCCGUGGGGCGGCUGCGGGCCCCGCUGCCUGCUUCAGGGGGAGGUGCGGGUGGCUCUGGACCGCCUUCCCCGGGCCCACUGGGCCCCCCAGCAGGACUGGUACUGGGCCCGGCGCUACCAGCUGCCUCGUGUGCUUCGUGUGGACCUCAGCCGCCUGGCCCCGGCCCCGGCCGCCCUGGCUGUCCCCACCAAGCCCCCAGCGCCCAGCCCCGGCCCCGGCCCCAAGCAGGGCCUGGCCUUCACACCCUUCUCCCCACCCAAGCGCCUGCGGCUGGUGGUCAGCCAUGGCUCCAUUGACCUGGACGUCCACGGCACUGAUGAGCCCUGA